AUGGCCGACUCUGGUGACGUGAGCUACCCGAACCCGGGCAGCCCCGUCAUCGAUAACAUCAAGUCUGAGGCUUCCAAGACCUCCGAUGAGUUCCGCGACCUGAAGAACGCCCGGGUCACUCCUUCGACCACCACUACCAAUGGCCAGCCGUUGACCCACUACCACUCGCUGCUGUACAGCCUUCUGAGCUGGGAACAACCGCGCGCGACCGCCGUUUCCUAUGCCAGCGUGAUCGGUUUCAUUUUUGCCGCCCGUUAUCUGCCUCUUCUCCGCUGGGCCUUCAAGUUCCUGUAUAUGUCGCUGGGAUUGACCGCCGCCUUUGAAAUUGCCGGUCAGGUCAUCCUCAAGCAGGGCAUUGCCAGCUCUUUCCGUCCUCGCCGCUACUAUACCAUCCCUAAAGAGACCCACGAGGCUAUUCUGGAGGACCUUUCGCAGCUGCUGGACUUCUUCCUGAUUGAAUUCCAGCGCAUUCUUUUUGCCGAGAAUGUCGUCCACACUGUUGCCGCCUUCACUGCUGCCUUCACUUGCUACUGGCUCGUCCGCUUCGUUCCGCUCUGGGGCCUGGCCGUGAUUUCCGUGACCGUCGCCUACCUUGGACCCCUCGUGUACAUCAGCAACCGUGAAAUCAUUGAUGAGCAGAUUGCCAACCUUCAAGAGAUCGUCAGCUCGCAGACCAACCAGCUGAAGGACCUUGCCGGUGAGCGCACUUCCCACGCCACCGGUGUCAUGAAGCAGUAUGUCGGCGAGUACAGCCACAAGGCCCAGGAGUACAUUGGCCGCCGGUCCGCAUCCCCCGAGAUGACCAAGGCUCCGGCCCCUGUGAAGACCGAGGCUGCGCCAGAACCCACAAUUAAGACCGAGGACUUCCCUGAAGCCCCCAAGAUUGAGCCCGUUGCGCAGUUGGUGGAGUCGGCGGAGCCCGCACCCGCAGUCGUGGAGAAGGAGCCCCUUCUGGCGCUCUAA
This is a messenger RNA of Penicillium canariense, 963 nucleotides long. RefSeq lists its product as uncharacterized. The record is from RefSeq and is a predicted model, not a curated record. The transcript has 6 exons. Lineage: Eukaryota; Fungi; Ascomycota; Eurotiomycetes; Eurotiales; Aspergillaceae. Bases 1 to 963 code for a protein of 320 amino acids.